ACCACCACCACCUCUUCUGCAUCAUACUCGACUUCAAAUUCAUUGUCGGCGUCUCCAAACACCGAGGCUUCGCCUUCAUCAUCGUGGCUUGUAUAGCCCUCAUGAAGUUCGUCCUCCUUUGUAUCUUCAUGAUAGACAUUGGUAAUGGCCUCGUGUUCAUCAGUCUUGCUGUCGUCGUCCUUUUCGUCUUCAUAGUAACUUGCAUCGCCCUGAUCUUCAUCGGUCUUUGGGUCGUCUUCUUUUUCGUCUUCAAAGCGAGUUGGAUCACCUUCGUCAGUCUUUGGGUUGUCCUCCUUCUCAUCUUCAUAGUGGGUUGAUUCUUCUUCAUCAGUCUUUGUAUCGUCGUCCUUUUCAUCUUCGUAGUAAGUUGUAUCGCCUUGUUCGUCAGUCUUUGGAUCGUCUUUUUCGUUUUCAUAGUGACUCGACGCUUGUUCAUCAGUCUUCGUAUCGUCCUCCUUAUGUGUCUUCGUGGUCAGUUGGAUUGCCCUCAUCUUCAUCAGUCUUUGUAUCGUCCUCCUUUCCAUCAGCUAGCCAUUCUCUCUCCCCCUCCGAGUCUUCAUCCGCUGAAUCCUCAGGCUCUAAGACCGGGUCGACACAACACUUGUAAUCCAACUGACGGAGGCACAACUCCUUCACAAGCCAAUUACGAGUCAACGAUGCGCACAUGGGAU
Molecule: messenger RNA, 671 nt
Organism: Suillus subalutaceus
Lineage: Eukaryota; Fungi; Basidiomycota; Agaricomycetes; Boletales; Suillaceae
Exons: 1
Coding region: 102-317 (71 amino acids)
Source: RefSeq, a predicted model, not a curated record